Molecule: messenger RNA, 1012 nt
Organism: Condylura cristata (star-nosed mole)
Lineage: Eukaryota; Metazoa; Chordata; Mammalia; Eulipotyphla; Talpidae
Gene: FUNDC2
Product: FUN14 domain containing 2
Exons: 5
Coding region: 35-592 (185 amino acids)
Biological process (GO): autophagy of mitochondrion
Cellular component (GO): mitochondrial outer membrane
Source: RefSeq, a predicted model, not a curated record
ACGCCGCCCGCCCUCUUCCGCCGCCGCCGCCGGAAUGCAAACAUCUGCCCCACGUGCCGGAAGCCAGGGCGCGGCGACGACGCUGCUCCACGCCAGGUCCUGCCGCCUGGAGCCCCUGCGCGUGUCAUCGCGAGACGAGCUUGCCGAGAUGGCCGCGGCUAGUCAAGGAAAUUUCGAGGCCCUGGACCUGGCCGAGCUCACUAAGAAGCAGCCGUGGUGGCGCAAACUGUUUGGGCAGGAGUCGGGGCCCUCUGCCGAGAAGUACAGCGUGGCCACCCAGCUGCUGAUCGGUGGUGUGACUGGUUGGUGCACGGGCUUCAUAUUCCAGAAGGUUGGCAAGUUGGCUGCGACUGCUGUGGGAGGUGGAUUUUUUCUCCUGCAGCUCGCGAACCAUACUGGCUACAUCAAAGUUGAUUGGCAGCGCGUGGAGAAGGAUAUGAAGAAAGCCAAGGAGCAGCUGCAGAUCCGCAAGAGCAACCAGCUCCCCACAGAGGUCAAGAGCAAAGCAGAGGAGGUGGUGACUUUUGUGAAGAAGAAUGUUCUGGUGACUGGUGGAUUUUUCGGAGGCUUUCUGCUUGGCAUGGCUUCCUAAGGCGGGCGACGUUGCCCCCGUUUUGCUGUGCUUCUCCAGCCAGCGGCCUCUUCACGCCGUCGCAGGACACGAAGCCUGUCCUCCUCCUCCUCUUCCCGAGCCUUCCUCCCUGCCGUGGCGUGUCGGGGGCACCUGCAGGCACCCGUAGGCGCAGGUUAGCCAAGAGCUUGUCGACAGCAGAAGAGACAGUAGUCUGCAGCUCUGCUCCCUGCACACUCCCCAGCUGGCUAAUCUCCGUCAGCAAGGGGGUUCCUUUCUCCUGAUUCACGUGCUGAAUAGAACUGCUGCAAGAUGGUGGCCGGGGCAGGGGGUGAGUGGAUCCUCAGAGUUGUCCUGAACUGGUGAUUUGGAAGAGAAGUCAGCACCUGGAGGCCUUGUGUGUGCGGGAGGGAGCGGAAUACACUUGCCUUGAAGCAUAAA